AUGGCUUCCCUGGACGACAAGACCGCACCCAUGGCUCACAACGAAGAUAUUGAAUCUGCCCGCAAUCCGUCGAAGGACUCCAUUAGCCAGGACCGGAAAGCCUCCGUAAAACAUGGUGAUCGAGCACUGGCAAUCGUGGGCGAUCAGCGAAUCGAGCUCACAGAAGAAGAUAAUCGACGAAUUCGCCGAAAGACUGACAAAGUCAUUCUCUCCAUCCUUGUCUGGGUGUAUUUCCUCCAGAUUCUCGACAAAUCCGUACUUGGCUACGGCGCUCUUUUCGGCCUACAACAGGACACCCACCUUACUGGAAACCAAUAUUCCUUCCUGGGUUCUAUUGCCCCGAUCGCCCAGCUGGCCUGGCAGCCGUUCUCUUCCUUCUUGAUCGUCAAGGUCCCCCACCGGAUUCUGAUGCCAGCUCUCUGCCUGGGUUGGGGUAUCGCACAGGCGUGCAUGGCUGCAUGCCACAAUUACGGCUCCUUGCUGGCCGCUCGCUUCUUCCUCGGUCUUUUCGAAGCCGGCUGUCUCCCGCUCUUCAGCGUCAUUACCAGCCAGUGGUAUCGCCGGGCUGAACAACCGCUGCGCGUUGCUGCUUGGUAUGGCACCAACGGCAUCGCCACGAUUGUGGCCGCAGCUCUCUCGUACGGUCUUGGACACAUUCGUUCCAACGUCAUGCAAGAAUGGCAGAUCAUCUUCCUGUUUGUCGGUCUGGUGACCAUCUGCUCGGCCCCAGUUGUGUGGUGGUUCCUCGACAACGAUAUUCCUUCGGCGCGCUUUUUGGACGACCACGAGAAGGCGCAAGCGAUUGAACGUCUUCGUGCCAAUCAAACCGGCACAGGAUCCCGCGAAUUCAAGUGGAGCCACAUAAUGGAGCUUGCCAUCGAGCCCAAGACAUACCUCUGGAUCGGAUUGGCACUUUUGCUCAACGUGGGCGCUUCCGUCACCAACACUUUCGGCCCGCUCAUUCUCCAGGGCGUCGGGUUCGACAAGUACAAGACCUCACUGCUCAACAUGCCAUUUGGAGCCAUGCAGACCUUGGUCAUUCUUUUCGCCUCAUGGGCAGCACAAAAGGCCAAACUCAAAUCGGCCGUCCUCGCCGCCCUCAUGCUUCCCGUCAUUGCGGGUCUCGCCGUGCUCUACGUACUUCCUCGCGGCCAUGAGCACACCGGCGGUCUGCUCGUGGCUUACUAUCUCCUGGCGUUCCUCUUCGGCGGUAACCCGUUGAUUGUCUCCUGGAUUGUCGGCAACACUGCUGGUAGCACGAAGAAGUCGGUCGUCAUGUCCCUCUACAAUGCCGGAUCCUCGGCAGGCAACAUCAUUGGGCCGUUGCUCUUCAGCAAGAAAGACGAGCCUGCCUAUCAUCCCGGUCUGCGCAAGGUCUUGGCCAUCUUCGUCACCCUCGUGGCCGUCGUCGGCAUUCAGCUGGUCAACCUGAUGUUCUUGAACAAGCUCCAUGCCAAAUCCCGGGUGCGGAAUGGCAAGGCUGCCGUGAUCAAGGACCAUUCCAUGGAGGACAAGUAUGUUCCCAUGGACGAGGAGGUCGAUGAGAACGGACACAAGCUGGGCGAAAAGGCUUUCUUGGAUCUGACUGAUCGCCAGAAUGACGAGUUUACGUAUAUUUACUAG
Molecule: messenger RNA, 1623 nt
Organism: Exophiala dermatitidis NIH/UT8656
Lineage: Eukaryota; Fungi; Ascomycota; Eurotiomycetes; Chaetothyriales; Herpotrichiellaceae
Product: MFS transporter, ACS family, allantoate permease
Exons: 2
Coding region: 1-1623 (540 amino acids)
Biological process (GO): transmembrane transport
Cellular component (GO): membrane
Molecular function (GO): transmembrane transporter activity
Source: RefSeq, a predicted model, not a curated record